Molecule: messenger RNA, 1188 nt
Organism: Patiria miniata (bat star)
Lineage: Eukaryota; Metazoa; Echinodermata; Asteroidea; Valvatida; Asterinidae
Product: phospholipase A2 AP-PLA2-I-like
Exons: 4
Coding region: 198-680 (160 amino acids)
Biological process (GO): lipid catabolic process; arachidonate secretion; phospholipid metabolic process
Molecular function (GO): A2-type glycerophospholipase activity; calcium ion binding
Source: RefSeq, a predicted model, not a curated record
GCUAAUUUUUCUUAAUACUCCCGCUUCUUUAAAUGGGAUCAUGGCCCCUCGAUGCAGGUUCUAAACCAUGUAUUAAAUAUUUUGGUUAACCUAUUUAAGGCGUGGGGAGAUACCGAUCGUUUCAUUCAUCGCUGAACUACGCGUAUAGAGAAACCGGACAAUCUUCAUCAUAAGUAGCAUCAUCAUCGUUCUGCAUCAUGUUGUUCAAGACCCUCGCCCACCUGCUGGUGGGACUGGGAACUAUAUCUCCCAGAGACGAUCAGUUGGCUGGGAUGAUUGAGUGUACCAUUGAUAGCAGUGCACCUGUCAAGUACGCCGACUACGGCUGUUUCUGCGGCGAGGGAUCGGCUGGUGCUACACCAGUCGACGAUACUGAUAGCUGUUGUCAAGCGCAUGAGCAGUGUUAUGACGGCUCUCUUGCUGCGAGUAUUGGCUGCAGCUCGUCCGAUCGGGAUGACUUACCGUAUGAGUAUUCAACUCAUCAUGUCUUCAGUCGAUGCUCUGUGCAAUGCGAUCCGGUUGAGGACUACCCAGCGGAUCAAGACAAGGCGGCCUGCAGGGUGUACCUGUGCGAGUGCGAUUGCCAAUUGGCCCAGUGUCUGAAAGAUGCUGCAGGUAGCUACAAUGGGGACUACGUCGAGUAUAGGGACACGGAGGCGGGCCAGGCACAGUGCGUCUAAAGAUUUAACUGCCUAAUGCUUCAGAUCACCAUCAACAUAGCUUCUUCAGCAGCAUUACGCAGUUUGACUGCAGGCUUAUUUCAAACACAACCUCGAUGCACUCUUGUGUGUAUUAUCGUUAUUACUGUUCGCUAUUUUGGAAAUGCGGUUUCAUGGUAGCUCCAUCUCCCUAGCAUAACUUUAAUUUAAAAAAAAAUAUUAAUUAAAACGUCUUCGCGGGCUCAAGAUCACCUCCCAUAAAAAAAAAAUCGUUCUCUUUUUUGGUGUCGAAACGCUGCAAGAUAUAUCAGCCUAGUUUUGGGUAUAAUCUGUCUCUGGAUAGGAUAGUUGGCAAGGCAUUAAUCAGGAAACAUCACACAAACUUGCUCUAGAGAUCUGCCAUACAGGUGCAUUUAGUGUCCAAUUAAACCGUUUUAGUCAAUUUCACUAUUUAACCAUGUUACUCAAUAAUUUAAUUCACCUAGAAUUGUGAAAAGUAACAAGAGGAUUAAAAUAAAAACCUCGUUAC